UAUAAUUAAAAAACUUAUGAUUUUUACAGGUCUGAAAACAAUGAAGAAAUACGAUCCACCGUCAUCAAGUUUAGCCAAAAAAUUUUAGUGAUCGUUAUAGUCACUGUGGGCGUAACAAUCUUGUUUAUUCGAUCCAGUCAAACAAUAGCCAUUACGUCAGAGUUGAAAAAAACAGUUUAUAACACGAUUGGUGCAGAAUGGGUGGAAAACAAAAGCAAAAAUCAUUUAGUAUUGAACGGCAUAAAUAUAAACGACCAAGAAAUGACUCAAUCAGUGACCAAAGAACAAACACUAAAUAGAAAUGUCCACUCCACAAAAGAGUUUCCGUUUAGAAAAACGGAUGACUACUUACCAAAUUUAUAUUGGAAAAAAUUAAAUCGUUCCACUAAUAACAAUGAGGUCGAUAAAAAUAUACCAAUCUAUAAAACAGAAGACAACAAAACAAACGUAACUAUGAACAAUGAAAUGUAUCAGAUGGACACAAGGUCAAACUCCUUAAACCGUGAAUAUUCUACAAUCAAUUUAAAUACACCGACGACUGAAGAAAACGAUUUAAACAAUGAUUACAAUGUGAACGAUUCAUUUUAUGACUCCGGAAGUUAUAAAUAUAAAGAAAUUAAAAUUCCUGUGGAUAAAAUAAAACCUAUUGCAAGUGGGCAGUCAGAACACAUAAAUAUUUUGAAAGAUUUAUCGCCGUCAGGAAUUCAUAGUUAUACUCUUAGACCACAUUCAAAUUAUGAUUUUAAAGGACGAUAUCCUACAGGCCAAACUCUUUAUUACAGACCAUCAACCGCAAUACUAAUCAAAAAUCAUCAACCAUCAAAAUAUGUAUCUGAUGAAGAGUAUUAUAAGUUAAAACUUCAACAGCCUACUCAUAGAAAAAUCAGUUAUAAAAAUGAUAGUGUAUGGUCACUUAUUAAACUAGGGUUUAUCAAACUAAAGAUGAUUGGUUUUUUACAAACGAUAUUUCUUUUAUGUUUCAAGGUGAAAUUAUUUAUUAUAGCAAUGUUUAUUAAAUUCUUAUUAUCAAUGCAACUUAUGAAAUUUUUCAAAAUAGUUAUGUUACCUCUAAUAAUUCUAUCGACAUUAUCAGUAUUUUCAUUAAUGCUUAGUCGUUCAAACAACAUACACACCUCUGCUGUAUCUUUCACACAACCAAGUCUGCUUGAUAAUAUUUUAUUACCUAGUUUAUUUAAUAAUUUAGAAGAUUCAAGUUUAAUGGAAAGUAGCAGCUCCUCGGGUGGCAGUUCUUCGGGAGGUAGUAGUUCCUCGGGAGGUAGUAGUUCCUCGGGAGGUAGUAGUUCCUCGGGAGGUAGUAGUUCCUCAGUAGAAAGUGGUUUUUCUUUUUUCACUAUCUCAGAAAUACCUCCAGAUGUCCUAGAACUUUUUCAGAAUGUACCACGUGAUUCAAAUGAUAACAUACUUCCAGAUUUGUCACCAGAUAAUAUUAUUCAAAGUAAAACAAUGACUUCCUAUUUUACUUCAAAAGACCAUGACUCAAAUAUAUCCAAUAGACAGCAUCAUAAGUCCAUUAAGUCAUUUAAUCCUGCUUUGACAAUUUUUCGAAACAUAUUGAAUUCAGAAAAAAUUGUUGAAAGAAUAGCUUGUCGACUUGCUGUUGCUGAAAAGGCUGAUAUUAUUCCACUGUGGAUUCAAUUAUGGAUAUUAAAUAGUGUAUCAAAAUUAAUUCCUGAAGAAAAAUCUGAAUUAUAUUUUAAAACAUAUAAUUUUGUAAAAAAUACAUUUUAUACUAACAAGUCAUUGGUUCCAGAAAAUUUGUCAGAAUGGUGCUUAGAAAAUUACGGAUGAGUCCAUGAUAAUACUACGAAGAGAUCUACUAAAAUAAUUGUUGUUUUAUAUUAUUAAUAAGUCAUUUAUAUUAACAAAAUUAAAAAUUA
This is a messenger RNA of Aphis gossypii (cotton aphid), 1898 nucleotides long. RefSeq lists its product as uncharacterized. Bases 262 to 1809 code for a protein of 515 amino acids. The transcript is spliced from 3 exons. The record is from RefSeq and is a predicted model, not a curated record. NCBI's taxonomy places the organism in Eukaryota, Metazoa, Arthropoda, Insecta, Hemiptera, Aphididae.